AUGACCAUUGAAUCAGAUUUGGAAAAAAAUAGAGUUGAAGAAUUAGACCACUUGCUUACUUUAAUUAAACCGAAAAUCCUUCAAUACAUUGCAGAAGCCGAUCCUAAUUCGUCUAAAUAUAAAGCUAGCUCAUUAGGGACAUACCAUGAACCAAGUUUUUUAAAACAGGAAUUAAUCAAUGAUCUGGAUAAUAAUUUAAUGAAACCAGCUAAUGAAGAUCAAUUAUGGGAGAUUAUUGAUAAAGUAUUGGCGUAUUCUGUCAACACCUGGAACCCUGGCUUUUUAGAUAAAUUAUAUGCUUCAAAUAACCCCAUUGGUGUCAUUUCCGAUAUCAUUUUAAGUGUAUUGAAUACAAAUUCUCAUGUGUAUACAGUCUCACCAGUGUUGUCGGUGUUGGAAAAUUAUAUUGGGAAAAAGUAUGCUUCGUUGUUCUUCACCGAUAAUUUACAAACUUGUGGUGGGUUGACUUUCAGUGGUGGAUCAUGGUCUAAUAUCACUAGUAUGCAAAUUGCCCGAAGUAUGAAGUUUCCCCUGACUAAGCAACACGGGAAUGGUGAUCAUAAGUUUGCCAUAUAUACUAGUAAACAUUGUCAUUAUUCAGUCGUCAAAGGAGCUAUUUUGUUGGGAUUAGGAAGCGAAAAUGUUUUCAAAGUUGAUGUGACUAAGGAGGGCACUUUGAAAGUGGAUGACUUGGAAAAAGUUAUUGAACAGUCGAUUGAGGAUGGAUAUACUCCAUUAUAUAUAAAUUCCACUGCAGGAACUACAGUGUUUGGAUCAUAUGACCCAUUCGAAGAGAUUGCUAAAGUGGCUAAGAAGUACAAUAUCCAUUUCCAUAUUGAUGGAUCAUGGGGUGGUAAUGUUGUAUUCUCACCCACAUACAAAGAUCGAUUAGCCGGAUGCCAAUACGCUGAUUCAAUAACUGUCAAUCCACAUAAGAUGUUGGGUGUACCAACAACUUGCUCUUUUUUACUUAUCCCUCAUGUGGCCCAUUUCCAAACAGCAAUGUCAUUACAAGCGCCCUAUUUGUUUCAUGGUCGUGAUAAUGAUGAUGAUGAAAAUUAUGAUUUGGCCGAUGGAACUAUGGGAUGUGGACGUAGAGCUGAUAGCUUUAAAUUUUAUUUGAGUUGGUUGUAUUAUGGACAAAUUGGAUUCCAACAUCGUGUUGAUCAUGCGUACAAGAUUCAAGAGCAUUUCGUGAGUAGGAUUACUUCCUAUCCUGGUGAUGUGUUUGAACUUGUGGGUCCAAAAACACCGCAAUGUUUACAAGUUUGUUUUUAUUAUCACCCGCCAUCGGUAAAAGGAGAUAAGUCCAGUGGUUCUGCUGGUGAGAGGAAUACUGAAGUAACGAGAUAUAUCUCCAGAGAGUUGCAUAAACAAGGCAAGUAUUUGGUUGAUUUCAGUCCUAAUCCUGAAGAUGAAUCACAAGGAGAAUUUUUCCGAGUUGUUUUUAAUUCACCCAUAUUGAGUGAUAAAGUAGUUGAUGAUUUGAUUGAAAGUAUUGUGACAGUUGGUCAAGAGUUGCAAUAA
Lodderomyces orthopsilosis Co 90-125 is the source of this 1527-nucleotide messenger RNA. RefSeq lists its product as uncharacterized. Lineage: Eukaryota; Fungi; Ascomycota; Pichiomycetes; Serinales; Debaryomycetaceae. Gene Ontology annotation, molecular function: pyridoxal phosphate binding; carboxy-lyase activity. The transcript has a single exon. Gene Ontology annotation, biological process: carboxylic acid metabolic process. Bases 1 to 1527 code for a protein of 508 amino acids. Gene Ontology annotation, cellular component: cytoplasm. The record is from RefSeq and is a predicted model, not a curated record.